Molecule: messenger RNA, 1899 nt
Organism: Eimeria necatrix
Lineage: Eukaryota; Apicomplexa; Conoidasida; Eucoccidiorida; Eimeriidae
Exons: 7
Coding region: 1-1899 (632 amino acids)
Biological process (GO): translation
Cellular component (GO): ribosome
Molecular function (GO): structural constituent of ribosome
Source: RefSeq, a predicted model, not a curated record
AUGAUGGAGGUGCUGCGUCAUGGCCGCGAAGUUGUGGAGAAGGAAUUGCCUGCAUUAGCAAAGAGCCUCAAAGACUUCGAUUUCGACUGGCAGCAAAACAGCGACACUGCGUUUCGCCUGAAGAAAGAAGAGACCGACUUUGAGCUGCUUCUCAAGGCCCUUCCUGUUUACCUCGCUCUAAACCCUCGAAAGGGCCCCUCCUUCCGGGGGCCCCCCGCCUACUUUGUGGUCCCUCAGGGGGGCCCCCCUGCAGCUGCUGCAGCAGACCAAUCGCGCCCGUCUGCUGCAGCUGCUGCUGCACCUGCUGCAGCAUCUGCUGCACCUGCUGCAGCAUCUGCUGCACCUGCUGCAGCAUCUGCUGCACCUGCUGCAGCUGCAGCAUCUGCUGCACCUGCUGCAGCAGCUGCUGCACCUGCUGCAGCAGCAGCUGCUGCAGCAGCUGCAGCAGCGGGGGGGGCCCCCUGGUACCCCCCAGAGACUUGGGGCUUUCGACUUGGGGCUGCAUGCAGUGCAGCAAGACAGAGGGGCCGUUUUCUUUAUCUUUUUGGGGCUUUGGAAAGAUUAGAAGUGGAAGGUUUGCUGCCGCUGCAUGCAGUUGCUGCUCUCGAGAGACACAGGGCGGGCCUUGACGAGCUCAAGUUGCUGCUGCAGCAGCAGAAGCAGCAGCAGCAGCAGCAGCAGCAGCAGCAGCAGCAGCAGCGGCUCCUGCUGCAGCAGGGGGAGGCCGCCGCUGCGCUGCAGCCGGCGGAGGCUCAGCAGCUCCUCGAUGACCAGAACCAGCAGCAACAGCAGCAGCAAGAACAACAGCUGCAGCAGCAGCAGCAGCAGCAGCAGCAGCAGCAGUUGCCGCCAGAUUUACUGGGGCUGCAGCGAAGGCUAAGAGAAGAGGCGACGGGCGGUAGAAAGCGGCAGCAGCAGCAGCAGCAGCAGCAGCAACAAACGGAGCAGCAAGCGGAGCUGCAGCAGCAGGAAGAAGAGGAGCUGCAAGCAGCAGCUGCUGCCUUAGAAGAGGGGGCAGCACUGGAGGCUGCGAGGCAGCAGCAAGCCGCAAAUCUAUUUCCAGCAGCAGCAGCAGCAGCAGCAGCAGCGCAGCCAAUAAAUGCAGCAGCAGCAGCACCAGCAGCAGCAGCAAACAGCGACGCCCAAAGGGAGGCCCUCAUGUCAGACUUCGAUUUUGGGGCUGAAGAAGAAGCCCCAGCUUUUUUCCUGCCCACCCCGCCACGGCCUGUGGAGCGGCGAGUAGGCUUGCGGCGCCAGCUGCUGCAGCAGCUGCAGCAGCAGCAGCAGCAGCAGCAGCAGCAGCAGUAUCCUUUUCCCCUCUACUCUAGAAGAUAUACUGAAGGGGGCUAUCACUAUGCGUUUGAUAUUUGGUCAUGGGACGAUGUGCUGGAGGCGCUGCAGUACUUCAACCAGCAGCAGCAGCAGCAGCAGCAGCAGCAGCAGCAGCAGCAGCAGCAGCAGCAGCAGCAGCAGCAGAAGCCAGCAGCAGCAGCAGCAGCAGCAGCAGCAGCAGCAGCAGCAGCAGCAGCAGCAGCAGCAGCAGCAGCACAAGCAGCAAAAGCACUAAAGCACCCCUGGCGCUCCGCCCCCCAGCAGCAGCAGCAGCAGCAGCAGCAGCAGCAGCAGCAGCAGCAGCAGCAGCAGCAGGGGGAGGCGCUGCUGUGGCCUGCGGAGUGGCGCGGCAUGCCGCUCGGGGUGUACGUACACCAGCUGCGACAGGGAGAUGUUGAUGCUCGUUUUCAUCCUCGAAGAAGACCCAUUUUAGAUCUUUUGGGAUUUAAGUGGACAGACACUCAAAAGUACCUCAACUUCACCUGGAUGAAACUCAUCAAAGGCAUGAAGUGGUCAGCAGCAGCAGCAGCAGCAGCAGCAGAGGAGCAGCAGCAGCAGCAGCAGUAG